This is a messenger RNA of Macrosiphum euphorbiae (potato aphid), 234 nucleotides long. The record is from the annotation of a GenBank genome assembly. NCBI's taxonomy places the organism in Eukaryota, Metazoa, Arthropoda, Insecta, Hemiptera, Aphididae.
AUGCCUGAGUCAGCCGAAAUGCUUGCUGCGGAGAACGUACGGAAAAAGGCCGUGUUGAAACGGGAGGAAAGCAUUAGGCGUAUUCGCGCGAUACACGACCUUGCGGUGCGGUGUGAAACUGAUUUGAGUUUGGUUGAUUGGUUAUCGCUUCUUACUGAUGAAGUCGAUGAUAUAUGGUCGCAAUUUACACUCGACAGUGAUGCGCUGGUCGACAGUCUAAUAUACUUGGGUUGA